AUGGAGAAAGUCAAGUUUUUAUGGUUUUACGCUAGAAGAUCUGCAAGAAGUGACUUUGAGAGCUGGUGGAAGGUGCCAAGUGCCCCAGAAUUACAAAGCUUGAAUCCUGAAGACCUCCCAGAACCAGAAGCCCCAGAACUUACCAUGAAGUUUGAAGAAUACCAGCAAUUCUACGAGGACUUCACCAGGCCUCUUAACCCUCUGACUGCACAGGAUGUACAAAAGCUCAGUGCUCCAGUCGCAGAUAAGGGAUAUGACCAGAUCUCAACAAGGGACACUGCUUUAGUUCAAAUAAAAGCCACAGAGACUGAUAAAAAUGGUUUUCAACAGGACUGGGACAUGCCCCAACCACCAGUGUUAUCAAUGAAGUACACCUUUAACAGCACUGAGGAAUUGCAGGAGAAUAUUCCACCAAGGGAGAACAGUAACAAGACAUGCCCAGGUAUGGCCAUGAUUUCUGAAGAUGAAUAUGCCUCUCUCCAAGACUACCUUCAGAGGCAGUUGCCCCUAAAACUUAUAAACAACACUUUGCAGAAAAUAAAUGAUAUCUGUCAGAAAAAGAUGAGUGCUGGUCAUAAGGGACAGAUCUCCGAAUCUGAGUUAAGAGACAAUAUUGAUCUUGGACCUAAAACCAAAUCUAUGUUACUAUUGCUGGUCAAACUACACAGACUUCAAACGCGAGCCAGGAAUUCACUUACUGAUCCAAUUUAUGAAAUUCUGUGAUCAAGUUUUCAAAUAAAAAAUGACCACAUUGUAACACUUUUAAUACAUAAAUUGUCAUUGAACUGGGUUGCCUAUGUGAAAUUCCAUAUAAAGCCAUUUGAAUUGAUUUUUACUGCAUGAAAGGCUUCUUUAACAAGCUCGAUUCCCUGACAUUUUGCUCGAAUAAUUUGAUGUGUUAUUUUUUAGGGAACAGUCAUUAAAUAUUAUUGCUGUUUUAGCGCUGUUUACUUGCUUUAAUGUAAAAAGAUAGGUUGUCAUCAUUACUAUAUAUUACUUGUAUUGUAAGAUUAAUAUGUAAGUUUUGUUUUACAAACUUCUGCAGAUUUCAAACAGGCUUGAAAAAUGCUUGAAAUUGCCA
Molecule: messenger RNA, 1081 nt
Organism: Lingula anatina
Lineage: Eukaryota; Metazoa; Brachiopoda; Lingulata; Lingulida; Lingulidae
Biological process (GO): chromosome segregation; mitotic cell cycle
Cellular component (GO): kinetochore; spindle microtubule; outer kinetochore
Source: RefSeq, a predicted model, not a curated record